AUGGCCCUCGCCGGCAGCAUCCAAUCGCGCCACCUCCCCAUCACCCAGCUUCCGCUCGCCUCCAUCCUGCGCCCCAUCCCGCCCGUCAUCGACUCGCCCAAGGUCGACUCGAUGGUGCAGACGCUGCGAGGCGAGACCUGCGACUACGUGCCCCAGCCCGCCCCGGAGCGCAUCGAGCCCGGCCGCCUGCCGCCCGUCGACGUGCUGCACUACCACAGCAAGGCCCAGGACAAGGACUACUAUUUCGCCUUUGGCGGCUGUCAUCGCAUGCAGGCAUACGAGAAGGCCGGCGUCGACGUUGUGGACGUGAGGAGGUUGAAGGUGACCAAGGACAUGCUGAAGGUGUAUCUGGGGGGGAGUGUGGAUAGGAUUGUCGGCGAGGAGUGA
Diplodia corticola is the source of this 387-nucleotide messenger RNA. Its product is annotated as sulfiredoxin-1. Bases 1 to 387 code for a protein of 128 amino acids. Gene Ontology annotation, cellular component: cytoplasm. The transcript has a single exon. The record is from RefSeq and is a predicted model, not a curated record. Gene Ontology annotation, biological process: cellular response to oxidative stress. Gene Ontology annotation, molecular function: sulfiredoxin activity. Lineage: Eukaryota; Fungi; Ascomycota; Dothideomycetes; Botryosphaeriales; Botryosphaeriaceae.